This is a messenger RNA of Coregonus sp. 'balchen', 13110 nucleotides long. The record is from the annotation of a GenBank genome assembly. NCBI's taxonomy places the organism in Eukaryota, Metazoa, Chordata, Actinopteri, Salmoniformes, Salmonidae.
GUAAUGUUUUGCAUAGGAUCAAACUUCCCAAGUCCAGGUUCGUGACCGGGAUUCUAAAUCAGUUUCCAAAUCGAGGUAUAUAGCGUCAAAGGCUAUCAAACACUUCCCAAAAGUCACGUUAUAGCUGAAAGCGCCACUAUUAUGUGUACAUUUGCAGACAAAGCGGAUCUGUUCGAUAUUGGGUGGAAAUAUUCAACACCAGCGGAGGUAAUGGUGUGACUCAUGCGUGCGUAGUAACGAACAAAUAGGCAAUGCACGCGGCUCUAAAUAUCAGCAAAUCAAACGUAGGCUACAUCACUAAAAAGGUCACCGUGGAUGGGAUUUUGUAGACAAUUGAUAUUCAAAACCCUGUUUUUCUUGAAGUGUCAAAAGCGCACCAGACGUUGCGUUGCCAAAGGACUUUAUUUGAUAAUCCUCCCAUAGUUUCUUUUUGGGGCUCUACUUGGUCACCUGUACCCAUCCUCAGCACGGUAAGAUGGUUUUUAACAGGGAUUAUUAUUUUACGAAAGCAGGAUAAGUGUGCUUUGUUCAUUGAAGCUUUAUGAUAAAUUGACGUAUGAGAGGCUCAAACAGGUGUUUUAAAAUCUUCCAUCAACGUUUUGUAAGAUAGACACAUAGAAUUAUGGCUAUGCAUAUUAUUUGUUUGCCGAUAUUAAAGUUAUUGAUAGAUAUAAAAUGGUGUUAUCAUUAAACUACAGUUCUUUGAGCUUUGACGGAGGGUUUUUCAUUGCAUGGACAUGCUUUUCCCUUGAAGUGACAUUGACCUGGAUAAGGGUAAUCAUUAUUUACAAAUCAUCCUCUUAAUUGAGGAGUCGCUAUCCUGUUUGUCAAUCAAUUAUGUAAACAUAACAUAUUUUUUUGUCAUUAUUUAUCAAAUUAAUACUUAAUUUAUCUGAGGUUUGACAGUUCAUCUAACUUGCCUAUGUGAUAAAUCACCAGAUUAGCUGUUAUUUUUUAUUUUAUUUUUUACCUUUAUUUAACUAGGCAAGUCAGUUAAGAACACAUUCUUAUUUACAAUGACGGCCUACACCGGCCAAACCCGGAUGACGCUGGGCGAAUUGUGCGCUGCCCUAUGGGACUCCCAAUCACGGCCGGUUGUGAGACAGCCUGGAAUCGAAUCAGGGGGUCUGUAGUGACGCCUCAAGCACUGAGAUGCAGUGCCUUAGACCGCUGCGCCACUCGCAUAGUUUAUCUUUUAUCUUUUAUCAAGGCUAAUUCUGUUUUUUCACUUUCAAUACAUUAUGUUUUAGGGUUAAACUAUUUGUUGCCCAACUUCCCGGGUUACCUUCCUAUUCAUAAAAGGCAGAUACAUAUCAAACUCUCUGAAAACAAAGAAAUACACUUGCAGUGAUGCCUCAUUAUCCACAUUGACAUCAGAGAUCAGGUUAUCGAAUGUAUUGGUGAGGAUUAAUGAGCAUCAUUGUCGAUGUUGAUUUGAUAAAGCCUAAUGAAAUGUAUUGUGUUUAUAACCAAUAAGUUAUUUUGCCUUUUUUUACUUUCUUAUCUGUAGCCUAUGGAUUCAGGAAAAAAUAAUGUGCACUGCAGCCUCAGCCAACCUGUUAAUUGAUGUUUGAGAAGAAUUGUAGGCUACUCUGGCUGCCAGACGAUGUCGUAGACAUGUCUGUCGUGUCCUGUCUCCUUGCUUAUUCGUAGUUGUGGAUAUUUCUGUCAGCGUUUGGAUGAGGGAUCGAUCUUAACAUAUCCUAUUCAUACAUUUAAAAUAGCCUAGUUAGGCAUGUCAUUAUCUAUAUAUUUUAUGGCUCAGAGACAGCUAUUAUUUCUACUCUCCUUACUGUGAAUGUGACUUUUCGUCUUGAAUAAAAUAAGCGAGGUUCCGCAGAAAGUGACAGCGAGCUUUGGAGUGAGGACAUUUGUACUGUAUUUUAGGAGUGAUGGCGGCGUCUGCACCUUCCUCGUCUGGCAGCGAACCGGAUCCCAACUCGACAAAUUUACGACCACCAGGCUCAAGUAGGUCCAUCACAGAUAAAACGCUAUUUCACUUGUGCUAUUUACUUUGUGGGCAAUGCCAUUAAUCAUUUCCAUGGAGGAAAAAAACUGUACCAUUCUAAACGCCUCCCACCCAACAAAUCACCGCAACAUUGUAUGCGCAGCGGACCUCCCGGCAUCUGCUUGAUAGACGAAUCUUGCUGUCAAAAUAGGUGAUGUCCUCUUAAAACAUGAACUGAAAGCAAUUAGAAAAGACUAAUGGCUAGGCUAGUACCAUCCUGUGGGUAUUGAUAAAUAAAAAAAUCCCCAAAGAAUUUAGCAUAAUCUUCCAAAAUAAUAUACAGCCUUCUUGAAUUAUUAUUAGGCUGUUAUAAGCCUAUUGUUGUUAUUAUUAUAAUUAUUAUAAUUAUUGCCUUCCAUAAAGAGACUAUAGUAGGCUAUAUUUUUCUGUGUAUUUCUUCCGUCGUGGUUGAAUAAAAAGUGAGAGUGAAUUUAAGGGUAAUUUAUUAUGUGCAAAGUGGCGUUAAUUGUAGCCACACUAAAUUGGCCCUAAUGGCAUGUGUUCAAGCACCUUAUUGUACCAUCAGCUGAGGGGGGAUGUAGAGAUGUAAGCGGCCAACAACUCUGCCUCAAUACUUUUUAUUAUCCAAGAGCUAUUGAAGAAAAAUAUAACUAACCUAUAGCCUAGGCUACAUCCCAAUUAGUUGUCCAAGGACAUUCAUAUUUUGAUGCAAAGCUCGCCAUAAAUGUCUUAUUUUUCUCACAUACAAUCAUAAAGCUCUGAUUUGAUAUUGACAACACUCCAAUGUAAAUUAUGCAUUUGCAAAUGUAAACGAUUAAACCACAACAUUUUAAUUUACGUCAGAUCAGAUUAUAAAUGUAGCAAAACUGCACCUCCGUUUUUCUCACCAGAAAAGGGAUUCAGUCAGUGCUGAAUUUGCUUGCAAAACUGUGCUUUGGGUGUGCCAAAGCCAUUAGACUGGUGUCAUGCCAGUAUUAGACUACAUCCAUGAAUGUGCAACUUCAAUUUUGUCUAUAUCUCUAUUGACAUGAAUGCAUGAUUUACGCGAAAAUCCGAAUUAUGCACGUGGACCUCAAGCUUAUUCCACCCAUAAUUGGCAUAAUUAUUUGGAAUUAUAAACGUCUUAUUUCAGAUAUUUCGCUUGCCUUUGCAUUUGCCUUCAUGGGUGUAACAUUGGCGUAGAUUUGGUCCAGAUAUAUUUGAUUUGUGAUCCUAAGCAGGGGUUAAACUGGGAUUCUGUGUGGAGCUGUCUGUCCCUUCCACUGGCCGCUUUUCCAUGGUCAAUUUCAACAGAAUUCUUAAAUUCCUAGACCUAGACUAAACUCCCCUCCCCCCCCCUCCUCCUCCUCCUCCUCAUCCUCACACACAGACACACAUCAACUCCCCACCUCCCCAAUUUAAUACCUGGAAGCCCUUCAUAGCGGCGAAAUGCUCAGCUCUUUUUGUCACUGGCCAAUUUCUGGUGAUGCAUGUCUGAUCUUUUUAGCAUCUUCUCACCAGUUAAAUGUUAAUUGAUAAUCUUAUGCAUUGUUCUAUGCAACAUGCUUCAACAUUUUCCCAUCCAUCACUGAGUUUGGGAGUAUUUUUGCAGAAAUAAUAUGCACUUGAGGCCUAAUGUAAGGGCCUUCUCAAUAGUUUUCCAAAAUUAUUUUAGGCUAUGACGCUUGGUGUGGAGUUGCUCAUGGAUGUUCUAGAAAAUUGGGAAUGAAGAUAUGUGGUAAGUUAACUAUUUUCAUGUCAUGUAUUUUCGUGGACUUCAUAAUAAAUCUUCAUGUAGGCUUUUGUUCUUAUGUGUCUUUUAGAAUGCAACAGAAAAAACAUAAUAGGUUACAUAAUGUAGGCUAUGUUGCAUAUUUUAUCUGUUACUCAACGCCGAGCAAGCAGACCAUUCUGAUAUCCGAGGAAUAGGCUAUUAGCCAUAAUGUUUUCGGCUAAUACACAAAGACUGUGCAGCCUGGGCGGCUGUGAUUACUUGCUCUUUGAAUGCCUUCUGCCCCAUUCUGCUUUCUCUUGUCGCAUGAGUGGGUUUUCACGCUGAAAGAAUGUCAAUAUUGAUUAUUACCACUGAAUUUAUAGUAACAACCCUGUUUUUUAAUAAAUAUUAAAAGCAGUUUGAAAAACUGCAGAGACUAGCUAUUGGUCCAAAAAUAACUAUAUGUCUACAUUGGCACGUCCCAAAAUGGAAUAUGAGAUCUCUUCAGUCUUGGGUAUGUUUUCAAUGUGUGUGUUUUCUUACCUUGCUUUAAAAAAUAUAUAAUUCUUAAUAAAAUCGUACUCUUGCGCCCUCCUAUGGCCUACCUGGAAAAAUAUAUAUGUUUGCCAAUACUUAAUGACCUUGGAAUAAACAAUUAGCCGGCUAAAUUAUGCAACCCCCUUUUCAUUAUUUUUAGGUAAUUUUGAAUGAAACAUGAACAUGUACAGUUGAUUUUACUACAUUCAUUGUAGUAAUCCACAAGUAAGAUAGCCUAUCUUUAUAUUUGCUGAGGCAAAUCUUAAUAUCUUAUUACGUACCUGUCUUUGUCUUUUUUUCAAAAUAUAUCGGUAGCCUAUAGUUGGAUAACUGAGCGGGUGUCAAUUAUUAAAGCUAUAUUUGGUGGAAUGAUUGGUAUCGGUCCUUAUCAUGAUGCGAGUCCAUCAGAAGAGAAAAGAUUACUCUCAUCAUGAUAGUUAUCUUUUCUACUCCAGGGAAUUGAAAUCGCAAUUCGUCAAGGUUCUGUUUUGCAGAGAUAGUAGGUCCACUGUCAGUCUUCUCCACAAUACGCACCGAUUAAGUGGGAGCAAAAUGCAUUAGCCCUAUCUGAUAUGGCCAAGCGUUGAGUCUAUUGUUAUUGUUCCAUCAGGGCCAAUCAAGCACCAACAGUAUAGGCCUAAUGCAAAUAUAAAUCAAGUUUAAUGUUUUAAUGCGAUAUUUACGCAAUUUUUACGUUUUGGUUUUAUCUGAUUCACCAUCAGGUAAUAGGCCUAUAGGCCCGUUUUCCACUUUUCAUCUCUGUUUAUUAAGUGCAAUGAUAUUGGUCCAAAAACAACAUCAUAAGCUAUCCCUCUUGCUUGACCUAGUGAAAUGUUGGUUUUAUAUUGGUUUUAUAUCACUUCACAUGAGACAGGAGCAUGCGUAUUCAGGCUAUAAUCUAACAUAUCCUUGCUGAAAGUGAAAUAAUACAAUUAAAUUAAAUUAGUCUAUAUUAAAAACGAAAUAAAAUGAAUUAACAGUAAAAAUACUUUCAACUAUCAUCUUUUUAUAUACUUUUAUGUAGUUUUAUGUAUUACUCCAAAGGGUGUGGGCGAUGGUAUAUCAUUGAGUUUCUUGUAGGCCUAGCUAGUUUAACUGAAAAAUUGCGUUAUUGAUUGUAAAAUAAGAUCAUAAAUAAGAUCACAUUGUAGGAAUUUGUAUUACUAAUAAUCUUAGCAGGAGAUUUGGAAUAGGUAUUCUUUUUAUAAGGGCCAAUCUAGAAAUCAAUUUUGGUAAAAAAAAAAAAAAAUCGUUUUUGGGGUGAGAAAUCGGUAUAGGUAAAAUAAGAUUUGAGUUAAUGUGGGGUUCUCCACAGGCCUAUGAGCAGAUAGGUUAUAAAAUGUCCCAUAUAUCAUCACAGCCCAGUCCAACUAUUAGGUCUGCCUUCAGGCUUUAAUGACAUCGGUUGACUUCAUUGUGCGCUCUUCCCUGCUUACUGAAGUGGAAUCUGUCGGAGGGAAUUAAUACGAAUUUACAGCUACACAAAAUGACGGCUAUUUGUUUUUGCUUGACUGGCUUUUGGUGCUGCUGUCACUGGGCUCAACCUCCCACUGACUCUUCCUCCCAUAAAAAGGCUUCCCUGGACAGGAUGGGAAUUACUUAAAAACUAGCCUACACCACAUCAUUGUCAGCUCAAUCAGUGAGAGUUUAGGCAUGUGUUUUGUGUAAAAAGGGUGUCAUCAAAAUGUUUGGGAUUGGGAGUGAUGAUAGUAAUCACUCAUUUCAAUCCUCUGCCCCUUGCAACAAUUUAGGAUUUUUGCAGAAGAACAACAACCUCGAGGAGAAGAUUAGUUCCUUCAAGGAAAGAUCGUCUAAGGACCUGCUGGAUAACAGCGACAGGGAUUCCCGUUUCAGACGCACCGAAACAGACUUUUCCAAUCUAUUUGCUAGAGGUAAGUGUCCGGAUUAUUUUCAUUAUGGGAAAUGUAGGCCUAUCAAUCAAAAUGAUGUAGGGAACUUGUUAAUGUUCGUUUUGUUCAGUUGUUUUACAAUAAAUGGAACAUGAGUCAACUUAAAAUCUUAAAUGUUGUUACUGAUGCGAAGAUUAGCCUGAUUUGAUCUGAUUUGAAAAUACUGAUUGACCAAAUCUUUAUAAUUGGUCUAAAUCUCUGUUAUUUCUUUCCAUUUAGUAAUGUUUGAUGAUAAAAUGUUCAAGGUAUUUUUAACCUUUUGUGAAAAAUAAUAAAACCCCAAAUCGUUAGGUUGUUAGUAAUUUAAGUUGAAUUGAUUGCUAUGCCUAUUUAAAAUGUAUAUUCACCAUUUGUUUUACCAUAAUAACCUGCUAGGUCAAGUUGUAAUAGCUGUAGAAUAGCAUAGGCUACUCAGGGACACUCACUGGAGAAAUACCAAAAAGGGUAAUUCAUUGUUGCUGAAAAUGACUUUCAAAUUAUUAUUUUUGUUUUGUUAUUUUAGCAGACGCUCUUAUCCAGAGCGACUUACAGUUAGUGAGUGCAUACAUUUUUUCAUACUGGCCCCCCGUGGGAAACGAACCCACAACCCUGGCGUUGCAAGCACCAUGCUCUACCAACUGAGCUACAAGGGGCCAUUGAUAUAAUUUAACCAGCUUUAGAGAGGAAAACCAAAUAAAUAGUUUACAAGAUGGGAAGUAGAAUGAAGUCAUGACAAAUUCUACAGAAGAUUGUGAAAGUAAGCUCUUAAAAACAUCCUCAAGUGAUGAAGGAUGCAAACAAAAGUUAUUGAUUUAUUUUUGGAAAAAAAAUGAGAAAAACACUAAUAUUGUUGACAUGCUUCAAUUUCUCACCCUAGAUUUAUUACCAGCCAAAAAUGGAGAGGAGCCAACUAUGCAGUUUUUGCUGGAGGUGGUGGAUAUUCUCACAAACUACGUCCGGAAGACCUUUGACAGAUCCACCAAAGUCCUGGACUUCCACCACCCCCACCAGCUGCUGGAGGGCAUGGAGGGCUUCAACCUGGAGCUGUCCGACGAGCCUGAGUCCCUGGAGCAGAUCCUGGUGGACUGUAGGGAUACCCUGAAAUAUGGAGUGAGAACAGGUGAGGACAGAGGAGACAGAGGCAUAAAGCAUAGCUAAUCCCCCAGCACAAUCAAUAUCUCUCAUUGUCUACAAUGUGGUUUAAUGAUUACAGAUAAGCCCAUAGUUGAAUGAUGAAGCUUUCAUGAGAAAUGUAUUAAAGACAAAUGGUGUUGUCUCCCUCCCAGGUCACCCUAGGUUUUUCAAUCAGCUAUCUACUGGCUUAGACAUCAUUGGGUUGUCAGGAGAAUGGCUCACCUCCACUGCAAACACUAACAUGUGAGUGGUCUUUAUCGCCCCCCAGUUAUUAUACAUUUGUUAUGAUACAUGUAUAUAUGUUUAUGAUUGAAAGUCACAGGAACUUUACAUUUUGUAAAUAUGUGUAUAGUAGUAAAGUAGUCCUGUCAAUUUUGUAAACAAUGUGCCUAAACCAAUGAUCAAAGUAAGAGUUGCAUAACAGGAAAAUUAAAAUUCCUACCAUUUCAAAUGGCCUCAGAAGAUUUUGGUUGAAGAUGAAGAUCAGUGGAAGUGACAUAAUUGGGGACCUUGAUAAGCUUCUAAAUGAAGGAUCCUGAGGAUGCUCUUUUAAGCAAGUAAAAUAUUAGAGUUGUGAGUUCGCUAUCUGUUUGCUUUAUUAUUGUUGUUGACCAACACUGUGGCUGUAGUCAGAUAAUAUAGCCCUGCAGGCAAACUAAAUUACAUAUUGAUUAGCAUUCAAAGUUAUAUGGGGUGGUUGUUUUAUGGAACGCUCUUUACAUCAGAGAUAAUGGUUCCACAACAGAAUGAGAUACGUCCCUGAGAUCUUCUGCACAAAUGUGAACAAUAGACUGUGAUUCAAUAUUGCUUUUUCCAUGGGAAAGGCAAUCUGGAAGAGACAGCAUGGUGAUACACCAGGUGUCCAGGGACUUGUCCAAGAGAAAAGUUGAUGCUUCGUUGGCCAUGGACUAUUGUUGACCAGUACACACAGAUUACCAGCUGAGGCUGCCAAGUCAGUUAAGGCACUGGUCAGAGUGUAUCGGCUGCUGUAACAUGCUGAUCUUGUCUAUGAUGUCAGCCUGGGAACCCGUCAGGGCAUUGUAAAAUCAUCAUAACAAAAAAAUACACUUGUGUUGUAAGCAUUGAUGAAACAUUGCAUUUCUGAGUGGUAAUAGCCAGAGUGAUCUGUGUGGUCAUGGUCAAUUGCCAUUUUUGUCUCUAAACACAGCACAGAAAUAUGAGCUCACCACCAAGGCUGGUCCUCUUCAUGUCAGGGAAUCAAUUAUUUAUUUUGCCUGGUGCCUGACUUAAUUAAAGGUUCAACACAUGGCCUGGCUGAUUCGACCUUCUAUGUAUUGUAAUCCUCAAAGGAUUUAUCCCGCUUUGCCCCCAGUGUUUUGAAGAGUGUUUAGUUGGUCCAGCUCAUGGGAUAAAUGUAGUGCUGAAGAUCUACUGGGCAGAUUAUUACCCCUGCAUAUGCUACACGUCAACACUACUGUAGAUGAGUUGAAUCAGAGGGUGGGCUCUGACUGCAUACAUAUUUGUUAUUUGCCUUAGCUAAUUACUCCAUCAUCAUUAAUUACCCCUGACACGUAUUGAUUGCCACUAAUAGGUUGACAAUCAUGUCCCAGGGCUAUCAUCAGGAUUACUCUACAUAAGUGAGUGAGCGAAAAAUCAUUUGGGACAUAACUCCAAAUAGCUCCUGACUCUUUUGGAACAUUUUUACUGGAGAUGAUGAGCCAGCAAGAGAACUAAAAACAAAUAUGUGCUGUGUGUAUGGCACAGUGUGAUACACUGCAUUGCCCCACUAAUGCAUUGACUCAUUGCAUGAAUAGACAGGCAGUGUAAUGAGAAGAGCAUUGGGCAGGACAUAGUGAAGAUGGAUGAGGUAGUUGGGGAUCCAUUUAAUUCUACAUAGAUAUUGCACUACCCUGGAGGAAGUUUCUAAUGAUAUGGAAACAAUCCUUUAUUUUGUAAUUGUGAUUUCAUUGAAUAAACAUGAUUGUAAUGAUAUCAUUCCUAUUCUAAAGGAGAAAUGACCAUUCUUCCAUCAUUACUCUCUCAGUGACGGGCCAUGAGGGUAAUAUGCUGUUUGUAUUAAAAACACAUUCAAAACAAGCUCAGUGGAAGCUGGCCUCCAGACAAACCUCAGACACAAAGGCAAUGACGCUCUCAUUGUGUUACAUCACGUUUCUAGCCUCUUCUUCUUGCUAACUCAGAGACAAGCACUCCCUCUUGGUGGCAUAUUCUUAAUGGACUUCAGACUAUGUGACAUUCAUGUUCUUUCUCUUUCCACUGCAACAAAUGGUAUCCCUAAUACAAUGUGACAGAGCUAUCGUUGAAUUGUGAAGGUGUUAAAAGUAGUAUGCGUGUUCCAUGCUUUUCUCUGACUUCAAUGUGGCAUUGCUUAAUAUACACAAUAAGAAACAUAUGUAACACAAUUUACAUUUAAAUAUUUUGCACAAAAAAUAAGAAAAAAGAGUCAAUGGUGAUGCAUGGUGAUGCAUUAUCCUGGGAUUUUGCCACCUGCCUUCAUUGACUCUGUUUACGUCAAUAUAGACAAUGUAGAUAUGAGAAACAAAUAACAAUAUGAGAGUUCAAGACCAACGAUAGAAUGGAUUUCUAUUGGUAGUGGGUAACUGGAGACAGGUGCUCUGUAUUUCAGGUUCACCUAUGAGAUCGCCCCAGUCUUCGUGCUCAUGGAACAGCUGACGCUGAAGAAGAUGAGGGAGAUCAUUGGCUGGCCAAAUGGAGAGGGCGAUGGGAUAUUCUCACCAGGUGAGUGCGAAGCCAAUUCUGAUGAACGGUUAUGAAUUCAGCCAUGCCUUGAGAAUCUGAGAUGGGAAUAAACCUACCGUUACAGAUGAAUAUUCCUUACACAAGCCUUCAGAUGAUAAUAGAAUGCAGUUUAGUGAAAGAUUGUAUGCAACAUCUGUGCAGGUGGAGCGAUAUCCAACAUGUACAGUGUGAUGAUCGCACGCUACAAGUUCUUCCCUGAAGUCAAGACCAAAGGCAUGACUGCUGCCCCCAGACUGGUGCUCUUCACCUCAGAGCAUGUAAAUCUUAUCCUAACAUCUGAGCAGAACAUUCAUUUUCACAACAGAACAUGUCUCCAGUCUCAGAAACAGUAUUGUAUUACCAAAACAAAGUAUUAUUGUUAUUUAUUGUCACUGCUUGGUUCACCCUGUCUAUUCUGUAUAAAGGGUUUGUGGCAUGCCUGAUUCAAAGCAAAAAAAAUGACCCUCAUUGAAACUGAUACAACCAUUGGACAGUACAUCAGCUGACUGUAUGUCAGAGCUCAGCUGAUAGGUUAGUAGUCUAAUGCCAUGCUCAUGUGUUUUGGCAGAGCCACUACUCUAUAAAGAAAGCCAGUGCUGCUCUGGGCUUUGGAACAGAAAACCUGAUCCUGUUGAGCACAGAUGAGAGGUUUGUGGAGCCAUGUCCAAUACACUGCACUGUAUGAAACAACCCCGUGAGAACAUCCACUUUGACAUGUCUGUUUGCUUCUGUAGAGGGAGAGUCAUUCCUGCUGAUUUGGAAGCUAAGGUCAUCGAUGCCAAGGCGAGGGUGAGUUUCAAACCGUCAGCCAAUCAACUUCAAAUUGCGGAUUCGUACCCCCUGAAGACAUUAAAUACCCUCCGUUUGUUUCUGCACAAUGAUGCGAUGCACUGAAACUGAAUUCUAAUGAGAACAGCUGCCUAAUAUGAAUCCAGUCAACUGAAUACUCUGGACAUCAAGUAAUCUUACUUGUUUACAAAAUAAAAACAUGUCUACUUUCAUUUUAGGGUUAGUGCUUAUGCCUCCUCAAGUAUUAUCUUAUCCACUGCCACUAGUUCCAAAGCACAGUCUCCUGAAGCUAGUUCAGUUACAGGAGAGAGGUGAUAGCAGGCUGUCUGUAAUGGGCAUGCAAUUCUGCUGUGACAAAGGCUUGCCAAGAGAAAUAAUCCAAUGUCGUUGAAAUCUGCUCUAACCAAUUUAUAUUAUGUCAAAGAUUACAGAAAAUGAGGAAUGCAACUAUUUCAAUUCACUCCAAUAAUACAAGACUCCAUAUUCAUUCUGAUGGUGUAUGCUUGCAGGGUUGUGUCCCAAUGUUCGUGAAUGCUACAGCUGGUUCCACAGUGUAUGGAGCGUUCGAUCCCAUCCACGAGAUUGCAGACAUCUGCGAGAAAUACAACAUGUGGCUACAUGUGGAUGUAAGUGCAUCUUCCUACUAUGAAUACAGGAAGGUUAUGAUAAUAUAGGUAAUUUCAGGGUUGAUUGCAACACAUUUUCAUGGUCGGCUGAGCUUUCAUUUGAACAUAUAAGCCACUUUCAUGUCUAAUCCUCAAAACAAACUGUUGUCUUUGUUCAGGGUGCAUGGGGAGGAGGGCUACUGAUGUCCAGGAAGCACAGGCACAAGUUGAGUGGUGUAGAGAGGUAAGCUGCAGUCCUGGGAAGAGACCCUUAUUAAACCAAUCACACACACUCAUUGACGGGGACUGUGGCCUGUCUUACAGUCUGUGUUCCAUGUUUGCAGGGCCAACUCAGUCACCUGGAACCCUCACAAGAUGAUGGGUGUGCCACUGCAGUGCUCUGCCAUUCUGGUCAGAGAGAGGGUAAGAGCACUACUGACAGAUGGGUUAUCACUUAUGGUGUGAAUGCCAUGAAACACACUUAAGUCACAAGUCACAGAGAGUUGGCAACUAUUGUUAUGAAUAUCGCCCAGUUUGAAGGCACCAUUGAACUUUAAGUCUCUGCAUUUCGCCAUUGUCCUUUAACCACACCAUUGAUCUUUACAGGGAGUUUUAUCAGGCUGCAACUCCAUGUGUGCUGGCUACCUCUUCCAACCAGACAAACAGUACGAUGUAUCAUACGACACAGGGGACAAGGCCAUCCAGUGUGGACGACAUGUAGAUAUCUUUAAAUUCUGGCUAAUGUGGAAAGCAAAGGUAAUGUGCACAUAUCUCUCCAAGCUUUUAUUGCAAUACUUAAUCAGGCUUUAAAGCUUUAGCAUGUAACAGGGAUUGAUCUUGGAUGCUGAUCUUGGCUCAUGGAACAGAAAAAGAGUAGCGCUUGAUUUUAAUGAUCUUUCUAUGUUCUGUAUUUUUCCGCUCCAACAGGGAACAAUAGGGUUUGAACAGCACAUCGACAAGUGCUUGGACCUCUCGCAUUAUCUCUACACUAAAAUCAAGGACCGCGAGGGCUAUCAGAUGGUGUUCGAUGGAGAGGUGAGAUUUUUCUCCCUUCAUUUUCUACUUGGUUCUGUUUACAAAGACAGUAAUAUCUUCUAAUGGAUUACCCUAAUAAAGCGUCAGAGGAAUGACAUAUCUGAUUAAUAUGAACUCAUUAACUGAGAUGCCCAAUAGUGUUCUGAGCAACACAAUGUAGUGAGGCAGGCCAACUCUCCUCCCUGUCUGCCUGUAGAGGUGGUGCUAUGCUUUAGAAUCCCCAGUUGAACUCGUUGUGGAUUGAUGAACUUGCCUUGCAGAGCCUCAAAUCUCAAUUUGGCCUCUUAGUGAGGUUGGCUACUUCUUCUUUAGACCCUCCAUUGAGUAAAGACACUGACGAACAAUGUUGCUGUUUUCUUUCCACAGCCCCAGCACACGAAUGUCUGCUUCUGGUACCUUCCGCCAGGCAUUCGUGACAUGCCCGAUGGUCAGGAGAAGAGGGAGAGGUUGCAUAAGGUAAGGAGUAAAGGACUUGUCAGCUUCGGCCCAUGAAGACUAUAUUCUGUAAUCAGAUGAGACAGCACUGACCUACUGUACAUUUCUCUGAAUUGUCCUUGUCUAAACCAGGUGGCCCCUAAGAUCAAGGCGAUGAUGAUGGAAUCUGGAACUACCAUGGUGGGCUACCAGCCUCAGGGAGACAAGGUCAACUUCUUCCGCAUGGUCAUCUCCAAUCCUGCCGCCACCAGGUCAGAUAUCGACUUCUUGACCGAUGAGAUUGAGAGACUGGGGCAGGACUUGUAA